Molecule: messenger RNA, 1446 nt
Organism: Penicillium macrosclerotiorum
Lineage: Eukaryota; Fungi; Ascomycota; Eurotiomycetes; Eurotiales; Aspergillaceae
Product: Ytp1 family protein
Exons: 4
Coding region: 1-1446 (481 amino acids)
Source: RefSeq, a predicted model, not a curated record
AUGCAGCUCCUGCGACAAGGGUCCCUGUGGACCCUGACACUGUUCGCUGGUUUGGCGCUCGCUCACGGUGGCCAUGAAGCUGUUCCCGAGGGCUCCGCGGUCUCCGAGGACCCCAUAGAUUCCACUCUUUGGACACACAUGAUUUUGAUGGGCUUCGCUUUUGGAAUCAUUUUUCCGUUGGGCAUGGUUCUUGGUAUCGUCCGCUCCCGCUGGCAUGUACCAGUCCAAAUUGUCGGAACUGUUAUUGCCGUUCUCGCCUACUUCCUCGGCCACGCCCACAAGGGCCGCCAGUUUGGCAAGAACCUCCACGCCUCAUUCGCAAACUGGCUGAUGUUGCUGCUGGUGGUUCAGGUCGUGCUAGGAUUCUAUUUGAAACUUCAUUUGGAGAAGGCUGGUCAGGCUCGCAUUCGAUGGAUCUUUGUCUUGGCCCAUGGGAUUGUCGGCAAGAUCAUGCCUGUCAUCAGCUGGGCUCAGAUGCUGUUUGGUGGGAUUGCAGCCCUGGGCUUCUGCCAGGGUGACCACCUUGGACAGUGUCUAGCUCACUUCAUUAUGGGGAGCGCAUUCAUUGGCUACGGUAUCUGUCUCACAAUUCUCUUGCUAGUCGGCCAGUACUGGCUGCGCCGCACUGGCCGCAGCCAGGAGUUCUUCGAUUCUCUGAUCAUCGCUGCAUGGGGCUGUGUGAACACUUUCACCGAGCAUCGCUGGGGUGGACCUUGGGUCCACAAUGAUCUCCAGCAUACCACAAUGGGCAUUGUCUGGUGGUGCGCUGGCCUUCUCGGUAUGUGGCUCAGCCGUAACCGCAACGGCCGCCCUAAGCGGAACCUGAUUCCUGCUAUUGUUAUUUUGAUAACUGGUUAUGCCAUGUCUGCCCACGCGCAGACUCUCAUGAUCAGUACUAUGAUCCACUCCAUCUUUGGUUAUACUCUGAUGGCUGCUGGUCUGACUCGGAUUAUUGAGAUCUCCUUUGUGCUGCGUGACCAGAGUGCCAUCAGCAUGAGCGGCUCUGAUCCCAACAGUUUCCAGUAUCUCCCUCCAUUCCUGCUGUAUGCCUCAGGCUUCCUGUUCAUGGGUGCUACCGAGGAGCAGAUGCAACUGUUGAGCGAUGCUGGCAUCACGCACGUCUCAUACGUGCUGAUAUUGUACAGCAUUGCCUUUAUUCUCUUCCUCUUUGUGAAUGUUCUUCUCCACAUCUACGCGGUCCACGCUUGGCCGGAGUCCGACGACUCGGCUGAUACCCAAGAAGGCGGCCCUAAGUAUACCAAUGCCAACGGUAGCUACAUGAAUGGACGUGCACGCUCUAACUCUGAGGCCCAGCGUAUCUCUGAUGCUGAGGCCUUUGAGCUCCAAGGGUUGAUUAGCGAAGACGAGGAGGAAGCCGGGUCCUCGAUGGGUCCUAAAAAGACGACCGACGAAGAGAUGGCCACGAAGAAAACCUCUCGUGAUUAA